This is a messenger RNA of Habropoda laboriosa, 2007 nucleotides long. RefSeq lists its product as uncharacterized. The coding region runs from base 1 to 2007 and encodes 668 amino acids. The transcript is spliced from 5 exons. NCBI's taxonomy places the organism in Eukaryota, Metazoa, Arthropoda, Insecta, Hymenoptera, Apidae. Gene Ontology annotation, cellular component: nucleus. The record is from RefSeq and is a predicted model, not a curated record.
AUGUCUAAUGAAGAGCGUUUGAGGAAGCUACUGUCUGACUUGGGAAAAGCUACAUUACGUGGAGUUCGUAAAUGUCCAAAAUGUGGAACUUAUAAUGGAUCUCGUGGUUUAUGUUGUAAAAACAAAUACUGUGAUGCAGUGUUUAAGGAACCUGGUGAAAAAAGAAAAUUGUCAACAGAAGCAUGUAAGCUUAUUACAGGCACAACUGCUCAAGUUUUUUCUGUUCGUGUACGUGACAAAGGUCCAGACUACCGUGGGUUUGUUCAGUUACCACUGAUAAAUGCAACAAUUUCGAAUGAAAUGACAACACUCAUUUCACAAUCCACUGCAUUAUGCUUUGUUGAUAGUUGUGAAAGAAGUUUCGAUACUAGUGUUCUUAAAUGUCAUGAAAAAAAUUCGUCCGAUGUGCCUGUUUCUACAUGCCAACAUAUACAAGCAGCCUUAAGAUGUUAUGCAGAAGCACAGCCAUUAACACUAAGGAAUUCUAUUCUAUCAUCUUUAAAUGUAAAUAAUGAAAUGAAGCAAGAGAUUUGGUUAUUGGCUACAGAAACUUCAGGUCCUUUAGUACAACGUGUAUCUAAAAAUAUAAUGGCAGUAAAAUGCAAAGCUUCACCAAAACAUCCAUUAGGCUACCUUCAUUUUUCUCUUUUUGUUACAAAAUUGAAAGAUAGAAUUGAACAUCGCUAUUUUUGUUCUUGUUCUGCAUUUAAGGGUAUAGCAAAAACGACAGGAGAAAAACCAGAUGUAGCACAAUCUUCCCAGAAUAAACGUUGUGUACAUUUUUAUGCCUGCAUUUGUGCAUUUGCUAGUGAUGCAAAACUGUCAGAAGAAUUUAGUUAUUAUAUUAACUUAGAUCAGAAUGAUUUAAGUAUACCAAAACCAUUGACAACAAUGUUACAGAAUAAUGAACAAGAUAAAAUAGUGAAUAAUUUAGAAGUGAUUAAUCAAGGUGGUGUACAACUUGGUGGAAAUACAGUUAAAAUAAUGGAUGAUCAGACAAGCAUAGACUCUAAAUAUAAUGUGCUUAAUAAUAGUCAGUAUAUAUUAAAUGAUAAUAACAUAAAGAUACUAAAUACAGGAACCUUAAAGGUCCUUGAUACAAAUGCUAUAUUAGAUGUGAAUAACAUGAAAUUAAUUGACACCAACACUGUUUCGAGUACAAGUGGUGUGAAAAUAGUAGACAAAAAUACAUUAGUACAAUAUGAUACUGGAAAUUUAUCAAGUACUGAAAGCAGUAGCAUACAACAGCCAACUUCGACAAAACGAAAAAGAGACGAUAAACCAAGCACAAAUACCACAAGUCUGAAUAAUUUAAGUUCAAUAGAACCAAGAAAAGCUAAAACAAAGUUACAUAUUGUUAAAAAAUAUCAAAAUCCUUGUGAAGAUUUGGACGAAGCUAACAUAAAUUUACCUUUUAUUAAAUGGCUUGCAUCAAUAACAGAGAGAAUAAAUCAAACUAUGCAUUUUCAAUUUGAUGGAAAACCAGAUCCCUUAGUAUUUCAUGUGCCACAAAUAUUUUUCGAUUGUUUACGAGAGAGAAUAUCUUGUGGUGGUAAAAAAAAACGUUUGCCAAAUUCAACAACAGCAUUUGUUAGGAAAGACGGUGUUCCGUUAGGUACAUUUACUAAAUAUACAUGGCAAAUUACUAAUAUUUUACAUGUUAAAAGUAUUUUUGAGACACCUCUUAUACCUUUGGAAAUUACCAGAAGUUUCGUUCAAAAUGCAGACGGCACAUAUGAAUUGUAUAAACGGGAGGAAACAGAAAUAGAUCGAUACAAAAAAACCAAUAAUAAUGCGUUAAUUAAGCCCUUAGAAUUAAAAACAUAUUUAAAAGUCGGAAAUACUUCUCCAAAUCAAGUUGAACCAACACCAUUUUUAAUAGAAUGGAUACCAGAUAUUUUACCAAUAUCAAAAAUUGGUGAGCUCAGAAUUAGAUUUGAAUUUGGUCAUGUAAAAAAUGAAACAAAUCAUAGAUGGAGGAAAAUAGCACUAUUAAAAAAUUAUUAA